Molecule: messenger RNA, 5516 nt
Organism: Corythoichthys intestinalis (scribbled pipefish)
Lineage: Eukaryota; Metazoa; Chordata; Actinopteri; Syngnathiformes; Syngnathidae
Product: serine/threonine-protein kinase NIM1-like
Exons: 6
Coding region: 1615-2982 (455 amino acids)
Biological process (GO): intracellular signal transduction; protein phosphorylation; microtubule cytoskeleton organization
Cellular component (GO): cytoplasm
Molecular function (GO): tau-protein kinase activity; ATP binding; protein serine/threonine kinase activity
Source: RefSeq, a predicted model, not a curated record
CAAAGCGCAGAUGAUGAGAAAUUAGUCUUUUAAUCUUCUGUUUAGCCUUGCCUGUCAUUAUAGCUCUCUAGCGUCCCCAGCUGGAGGAUGACGUGGGCAGGGUCACAAUUUCAGCUGAUUUAGAAUUCAGCCCAUUGAGGGGGAUGAUUCAGAACGAGAAAAAUUGCGACAGAGAGCAGCAAAAGGUCAUUGUUUCAAUCUCUCUACUCCAGUAUUUUUACAGGAUAUUCUUUUUAUCCAGGUAUUUGGCCGCAAUUGCUAAAUCAAUGGUAUGGUCAUGACAAAUAGCAAUAUUGUGCUAAAUAGAAUAUGAAAUACUAAAAAUGCAUUUAUUCAAUACAACAGGGCAAAAUUACUGCAUAAUGUUCAAAGCUGUCGACUUCUUGCACCUCCCGAACGGUAUUUUAUGCCACCGGAUUUAGUCAGGCUUUUGUCAUUUCCCAGCCCUGGCUUCGGAGAUGGAGAAAAGAGCGUAAACAAAGCAGGAGGCGUGACAGCUAGCCGACAUGCUAACCCAAACCGAGCGGCAUUUUUUUUUUUCUGCAACGGGAAGGGGAAAUGCCGAAAAUGACAAUUUACACAAAAACAUCACAACUCAUGUCACACACGGCGGCGGGGUUGAUUGUCUUGACCGAUCGGCCGGCCCACGGUAGAGGGCAGGCAGUGCUCGUUGCCGGGGAGAGAAGGGGAAACGCCGAAAAUGUAAAAAAAACAGGAGUAGUAUGAUCACCCACAAAAUGCAAGCCACCUCCCUAUUAAAACGUUUACCAUGAUCCCAGCAUUUGACAUAAUAUAAAACACGAAGCUUACUCACUUAGUCAUCCGUCCACUGGUCUCGUGAUUGUCGGACUUGUUUUGCCCAUCGCGGUGAACAAGAAUCUUUUGGAAAUCCAAAAAGCCUCAUACCACUCUUCCUAGUGCAACAACAAAAGCCUGCAGCACAUUGGACUGGCGUGAUGUGAAAAAUAAACAAAAUUAAUCCGCAAAAUCAGCUGAAUCCUCAGUCCACCUGCAUGCUGUAAAACAUUGGAUAUGUUUUGAGAUGCCGACCCAGGAAUGUCGCAUUUGCAUUCUUCCUCAACCCGAGACUGGAGCUGGAAGUCACUAAUUUUCAUGGCGCUGGAUUUAAAAAAUUGAAAUAAUAAAACGAUGGCGUCCACACACAUCCAAGCGGUCCAUAUCAUUCAGGAGCAUAAAAUACCGCGUGAAAUAGGAAAUAAACUUGAUUUUUGUUGUCAUAGGCACUUUAGGGUUCAUUAGCAAUUCAUACAGUGAAAGUUUUUCCAUUCAAUUAAGAGCCACUGUCAGCUUGGCGUGACCCAGUCACUUACAGCUCACACAUAACAAAAGGAUAAUCCCACCAGCAUGUCUCAUCGUUCAGUUUCGGAAGCUUCUGCAAAGCCUCUCUGUGGUCUAUGAAGGAGGAGACCGGAUUACAGCCCUUAGGACAUUACAGGCUGUCUCAUGAUCCCACCACAGUGGUGGACGGCGAGCAGCAACGACAGUGACACCUGAAAAGCGUUGGGAGAUAUGGGCAACAUCACCUGAGAGUGCUUUCACACCAACUCUAUUGCCUCCUCCUUCUUUGUAGGACUGUUGUUAACGAACGUCAUUAUGUAUUUGAACAACAAGAACAGUGCAGAGCACAACAAAACCAACCUAAAAUCAUCUAAACGAAAGGCUUUAGCAAAGACUCCGAACAAAGCAGGGGGUCCCCCUCGACAACACACGGAGAAGGUGUUAAAGCGAACAUCCCGGAAUGUCAUGGAAAAGAGCAAGAACCCAGAAAGGAAGGAGAGCAGAGCUGAACAUGAGGUAGUGCAGCACACUGCAUUUUCCAAGGCGUCCCAUGACCUGAGUCACUCAGAGAGAGUAAUGGACGAGCUCACCUUUGGGCGACGAGUGGGCUUCUAUGAACUCAGAGGGGAGAUUGGAUCGGGGAACUUCUCCCAGGUCCGACUCGGAAUACAUGACCUGACCAAAGAGCGAGUGGCGGUGAAAAUCCUGGACAAGGCGCGCCUGGACAAGUGUUCCCAAGUGCUGUUCGCCUCAGAAAUCUUGUGCAUGGAGAAGCUUGUGCACCCAAACAUCGUGCGUCUCUACGAAGUAGUGGAGACCAACAAGAGGCUUUAUCUGGUCAUGGAGUACGCCAGUGGAGGGGAGCUUUUCUCACGCAUCUGCACUAGGGGGCGCCUCUCCGACAGGGAGAGCAAGCUGGUGUUUGCUCAGCUGCUGGCAGCAAUCAAGCACAUGCAUGACAGCAACAUCGUACACCGUGACAUGAAGGCGGAAAAUGUGUUGUUCACUAGCAUGUGCUGCGUCAAAGUGGGCGACUUCGGCUUCAGUACAUGGUGCCGCCCCGAUGACGUGCUGCACACGUUCUGCGGCUCCCCGCCGUACGCCGCGCCCGAGCUCUUUGGCCGCUGUGGUUACGUUGGCCGCUAUGUGGACAUGUGGGCUUUGGGCGUCCUGCUCUACUUUAUGACCACUGCCACCAUGCCCUUCAGAGCCACCAACACGAGUAGGCUGAGGCGCUGCAUUCUGCAAGGCUCCUACAGCAUCCCCUCCUAUGUGCCUGGACCCUGCAGGGAGGUCAUCCGGGGCCUGCUGAGACCAGUGCCCGCGGACCGCAUCAGCGUGGCUAAAAUCAUGAUGGGCGAGUGGAUGAAGGGUCUGGACUACCCCGAAGCGUAUCUCGCUUGCCGCCCUACACCCUCGCACCUCGCCGUGCCGUCCACAGUCCUCAGCUCAGACGACCUGAGAGUCAAAGCGGCGCUGGAAGAGCUGGGCGUCACAGAGCGCCACCUUCUGGACAACAGUCGAGACUUGAGGAGCCCCGUCACCGGUGCCUACCGGAUCCUGUUGCACCGCCUCCAGAGAAAGACGUCGGUGGAAGCAGCGGGCUAUGGUUACGUGAGCAUGACGGAGACGCGCAAUAAACUCAAGCAGCUGGACAAACGUACUUCUGCGAGCUGUUUGUAGGAGCGUUCCCGACAUUGUAACUGCAGCCAAUUCAAGCUCAUCAAGACUGUAUUUAAGCCCAGGUGAUCCAAGAGAAGGGUGCCGAGAUAUUAACUUGAUGGGCACUUGUUUUGAAAUCCCCUAUGUUGUGCUGGUAUUUGAGUGUAUUUGUUUUGUUGUCUUAUUGGCUCUCUGCCUACCGCUUAGGUUAGUAUCAUUGAUCCCCAUCGAUCUGCUGUCACGGACCCAUUGUGUUAUUCCCCCUUUUCCGCGAUCGCGUGUAUUUUUGUUUGUAUUUAAUAAACCCUUGAACUUUUGUUUGUAUUUAAUAAACCCUUGAACGCGUCCCUCAGUUGUUUUCUGCUUUGAGGUACAACCUUGUUUCCGCAGUUGCGGUACCUAACAUCGGCAACAAAAUAAACCACACAUUUCCAAAGAUGGACGAUAGAAUCUCUUCCUCGGUUCUACGGUCCAGUAGCAAUUUAAUUUCGUUAUGUUUUCCGUUUAAUUCGGCUAUUUGAGCUUGCUAUGUUGACAAUUGCGAUAUUUAUUUACCGCUUUUCGUCUUACUGCGAAGAAAGAGGAAGUGACGAUCAGCCAAUUUAACGCUUGCUUUCACAUAAGCCUCGUCCUGGGACUUUCCCGGGCAUUUUACGAAGACGCGACACGUGAAAUGUUCGCGUAAUCUUCGUGUCAGUGUACCUGGGAAAUUGCGUUCACGUACAUGGGCUGCAUGUUUAAAUCCCGGGAUUUUCACGGUGUUUCGGCAUGUGUGUGAAAGGGGCUUUGUAGACCGUGUUCUCAAUCAUGGCCUUACAAUGGCUGAGGCUGGUAGGAAGAAGUGCAGUCAAAUGUUGGGAGAACAAUUUCAAUCACAUUUCUACUUCUUUUUUAUUUGAAUAUAUUCUAAUUAUUUUUCUUUGUGCUGCACAGUGCUGUCUUUUUCAUUUCUGUAUUGCAAUGAUGUGGUCUGUCAACAAAUGUUGUAAUUAGAGAUGUCCCGAUCGAUCGGAUCCGAUCACAUCAUUUUCAAAGUAUCGGAAUCAGCAAAAAAAUAUCGGCCAUGCCUUUUUUUAAUAUAUUUAUAUAUAUUCAUUAAAUUGUUUUCUAAUUGUAUUUAACGUUACGGACAUAUGUUAUACUCAUCCAGAGUCUUUAGUUUAGGCUUAACGUAGGGUUAUCAAAAAUAACCCGAUAAUGGCGGCAAGUAAUUAAUUACAAAAUGUGUCAUGUUAAUUUUAACACUAUUAAUAUCUGCGCUGCACAACCUUCUCACUUAUUAUCGCGCUCAAUCUGUUAUGAAGCCAUUUUACGUGUAUAGAGAGAUACUAGACAGCGCAUAAUGAGUAGACUGAAUUAUGGCACCCUUUCAAACUGUACUGUAAUUGGCUAAUACCUUGUGAUCCCUCACCCUAUGAUUAAAUUUAUCAUGGGAUACAAUCUGUGGAAGCAAAGUGGGAAUAGAUCUUUGUCUUAACACCUUAAUUUAUUUCCCAAAGCAGAGAAGAUAUAUCCAUUGGUAGCACGACGCACAGUCAUGGUUUUACUUCCCAUCAUGGUUCCACUUUCCCAUCAUGCAUUGGGGCAUGCUGCAGUAUCAUUUACUGAAAGCUCAACAAAUACACUAGAUGGCAGUAUUUAGUCACAAUACACAAAGUCACAAGUCUUUCUAUCCGUGGAUCCCUCUCACAGAAAGAAUGUUAAUAAUGUAAAUGCCAUCUUGAGGAUUUAUUGUCAUAAUAAACAAAUACAGUACUUAUGUACUGUAUGUUGAAUGUAUAUAUUCGUCCGAGUUUUAUUCAUUUUUUUCCUUAAUGCAUUGCCAAAAUGUAUAUGAUUGGGAAAAAUUAUCGGGAAUUAUUGCUUUUUUUUGCUCCCGAUUCAAUUCCAAUCGGAUCGGGAAAUAUCGGGAUCGGCAGAUACUCUAACUAAAACGAUCGGGAUCGGAUCGGGAGCAAAAAAACAUGAUCGGAACAACCCUAGUUAUAAUCAGUAAAAAUGUAAAGUAAGUCUUGUCCAGUCUCUUGCAAGCAAUUUACACCCUCCCAUGCACACUAAGGUGUAACUUAUAGUUGACAAUAAUUGUCAUCAAAACUUUAGCCAUCUUUUCCAUUAGAGCAUCUCUCCAGAAUACACUCUUAUAUUGACAACAAGACGAAGCAAUUUGACUGUCUUGUUCGAACGCAAUGACACAAGGACUAUCAUUCUGCUAGCACGGACAUGUUCAUUGACACAGGAUCUCAUUUCAAGAGAUGGAUGGAGAAUGAUUUUGAGGAAACUGGAUUUUGCAGGUAAUCCAUUGUGUUUUGAAUCUUGUACUAAUUGUUUUGAGAAAUGCACAAAUUGUUAUGCAAAUGGUAAGGAUGAUUCCAGAAAUGUACCAAAGCAACUGAGAAAUAGCCAAAAGAAACCAAAGCAUAGAUUUGAUUUUUAAUUUUUUUUGCUUCUAGACAUACCUUUGUUUAUAAGUUUCUAAUUUUUAAUGAAAAACAUAAAUACACAAAACUAUUAUACAGUAAUUCAAUUACUGUAUUUUAAGAGAAUGAGGAAAUUCU